AAAGAGACCAAAUACACUACUUAUAUAUUCACCAAGCUCAACAAAAAUAAACAAAAAGAGAGUAUAAUAGUGAAAAGUGAUAGAGAUGAUGAUGAAGAAGAGUAUGAGUGUGAUUUUGGUUGUCAUGUUUGCCAUUGUAGUGCAGUUAGCUGCAACUCAAACUGCCUCGGCUGCUCGGCAACUUGAUCCCCUUUCACGUGCACAAAUUCUUCUUGCUCAAGAGUUUGUUAGCGAAACCCAGCAUCCACUCACUUGUGGUGUCGUAGGGGCUAUUUGCCAUCCCUUCAAACGUUGUUGCAAAGAAAAUAAUUGCUAUGGAAUAUGUAUACCCAAAUGCUUUCCAGACGACUGCUACAAGUCCGAAGUCCUACAACUAAACUAAUAUGGAGUCUUCAUAAUAUUAUACUCCAACCAUAAUUAUAAAUUAAGAAAUUUCCGGCAUUGACCAAGGUAUUUGGAGGCGUUGACCAACAUUGACCGGCGUUGACCAACAUUGAGCAGCGUUGACCAAUCAAGAAAAAUUUCCUCCGGCGUAAUGGCAAACAAUGUUCCAUAUUCGAGCAAUGAUGGGGACGGGGUUAAUUAUCACGGUAGAUUUCAGAUAACUGAUGCAUUCUCAACGGUUAAUGAUGCGGUUAACCAUCUUAAUGAAAUUGCAAUUUCCAUAGGGUUCGAAUUGGUUAUUGAUUCGUAUAAGCAGAAUCCGACUGGUCCACUGCGUUGCUAUUUGAAAUGUUUUAGGGGGUCGAGAUACUCGGGAAAUAAGGUAGAUCCGAAUAUUAUGGUGCGACCUAAUACAUCGACAAAGUUUUGUGGAUGUAAUUUUAUGAUUAGGUUGGUUUUGGGGGACAAAUGGCAUGUGUCUAUUCCGAAUAGUGAUUAUGCUUUCCACAACCACGCAUUCAUAGUAUAUGCGGAGGGUCACAGACGGACUAGUGGGCUCAAUGAUGAUGCUAGGCGGAUGGUUAGACAGAUGACUGAUGCCGAGACCGCACCCAGAAACAUUCAAGCUGCUGUAAAUGAGGCAUUCCCCCAUCUUCACCAAACGAUAAAGCAUAUAUACAACGAGAGGUAUUUUUACAAGAUGGAAGGGCGUGAAGAACGGACUUCAGCUGAAAAUUUUCUGUACCUUGCUCGUUCGAAAAAUAUGUGUAUUGGUCAUUACGGGAUGAUGAUGGAGUGA
Molecule: messenger RNA, 1183 nt
Organism: Beta vulgaris subsp. vulgaris (sugar beet)
Lineage: Eukaryota; Viridiplantae; Streptophyta; Magnoliopsida; Caryophyllales; Amaranthaceae
Exons: 3
Coding region: 536-1183 (215 amino acids)
Source: RefSeq, a predicted model, not a curated record